CGUACCUUCUUUUUCCUCGUCCGCACACUUCGCAUCAUUACAACGCUAACUUCCAUCGCCAUAUCGUGGCGAAAUCCGCCGUAGUGGGUGCAAGCCAUCAAGCGGAACGUCACCCGACAACCCCCUGGCCUAAUUCUAACCAACCUAAUUCUAACCGACAUCGACGGACUGCUUCAGCUGAGGCCAUCGGGAUUCGGGAACUCCACCGUUCGCAUUUCUCCCUCGGAAUGGGUUCGCAGAACGUCGACCCCACGCCCACCCUCGGGGAAAGUAGUCCCACUGGAAGCCACCUGGAGAGCGGCGCCGAUGCGUCCGUACGUCGCUCGGCCACCAAGAGGCUUCAGCAGGAGUUGAUGGCGCUGAUGACGUCGGGCGACCGGGGCAUAUCGGCCUUUCCCGAGGGCGAGAACCUCUUCUACUGGAGGGCCACGAUCGAGGGUCCACCCGGAACGGUGUUCGAGAAGUCCGUCUACAAGCUGAAGCUGGCUUUCCCCGCCGACUACCCGUACCGGAGUCCCAUGGUGCGCUUCGAGACGCGAUGUUUCCACCCCAACGUGGACCGCCAGGGCAACAUCUGCAUCGACAUCCUGCAGCAUCAGUGGUCGGCGCUGUUGGACGUGCGCACGGUGCUACUCUCGAUCCAGUCGCUGCUCGGCGAGCCAAACGUGGACAGCCCGCUGAACGCCUACGCCGCCAAUCUCUGGGGCAACAGGGAGGCCUACCAGAGGGCGCGCGCCUCGUUCGAGGUCGAGCAAGGCGACGAAAACAAUUCGCAGGGCUCGUAAGCGGACGUAUAGCGGCAUCCGCAGUUUGUCCUGGCGUUCGUGAUGGAGUGAGCCACAUGAGAUUGUGAGAGUUCAGUUUAUGUUCCCAACUCGCUCCUUUUCUUUUUUCUUUCUUUGACCUGCGUGACCUAUAGUUUCGAUUUCCAUAAACCAGUUAGCAACCUCAGGAGCUUCCACCUCGGAAUCUUACUGAAGAAAGAUAACCAACAAAGACCGGUAUGGAGGAGAUGACGUGCAUCUUACAGAACCUGAAAACACUCUUGCGUCCUGUGUUUUACUUUGUAAGCUCGUUUUCUUUGACAACUUACAAGCUGAACACAAUAAACAAGAGCAGCCAUUUUCGGCAGUCUAUU
Molecule: messenger RNA, 1138 nt
Organism: Rhipicephalus sanguineus (brown dog tick)
Lineage: Eukaryota; Metazoa; Arthropoda; Arachnida; Ixodida; Ixodidae
Product: ubiquitin-conjugating enzyme E2 C
Exons: 2
Coding region: 228-785 (185 amino acids)
Source: RefSeq, a predicted model, not a curated record